CUUAUUAACGCUCACGCAUGCGCAACAGAAACAGUUUCGACCCAUGGCAGAGGUAUCUUUUCCACGCGAACGCCAGCCAAGCGAAAUACAGAGAAAAGAGGCCUCUGCUAGCAGGGAAGGUAAGUGCGAAAAAUCCUGGUGAAUCGCGGACUGCCAAAGGUAGCCCAAAUCUUGGUUUCCACAGAGUCCGUCCAAAUCGAAGCUGGAAAGGCAACGCAUAGACUACUAAUUGACGAUGAGGGGAGGGGACGUGAGAUUUCGUUUCCAAGAUGGCGACGGUUUGUUCCACAGGAAACCCAAAUCGACACGAUGAAAUUAGUGUUAAGGCCCUUAAAGAUUGCGCUUGAAUUGCGCAGUUAUUUUUACAUUCGAAGGGAUAGGGCGAGCAUAUUAUGACUUAUUUUAGCCCCCUCCCCGCACUACCGUAACACAUCCCCUAAAUUGAAUACUAUUUCAAGAACACUUUAUCUAUCUAAACGAUCUCAUAAGCGAUAGAUGAUACUAAAACAAGCACACCUUAUCGGUUUUCUUACCCUAUUGCGUCAGUUAAACUGUCUCUGCGGUAAGGCACAUCUUUUUUGUUUCCUACUGUCACACUAUGGGCGUGUUUCACCAAAGUUGGCCGGUAGCUGAAGUAUUAUCACCUACAUGUGUUAACAGCUGAUAAGCAUACUAGCCGAGUUACUGCUGCUUAGAAGACAAGGUUGCUUGCGUGAAAAAUGUGCUUCAUGCACUAUUUGCUCUGUGAGGACGCAUGGUUAAAGUGAAUACUCCGGUCAUUCUGUGUAUGUGUAAAGAUGAAAAACAUUAUUAUGUACAGAUGUCCUUGCUGCAUCAAAAAUUUAGCUAUGGUAAAAUAAUUAGGGAUGCCUUAAACUCGUUAACUGAAUAGCUCGUUGAUAAAUGACCGGAUAAAAAAUAAUUAAUUAAAUCAUUUUAGUAACUGGAGUCGGAUGGAAAGGAAACCCUUCAAGAUUAUCUCCUAAGUAGUGAGUUAAAAUUUCCAAAUGAACCGAAUUUUUUCAGAGUCGGUGAGAGUUGUGAUGCUUGUCACGAGUGUUUUGGGACAGCAUACAUCUACAUGUUAACCAAGACAGAAAGACAUUAGAAUAGCCGACUGCCCCCUUCUCGUCACUAGUCCUCCCCAAUAGGCCUACGGUUACAUCAACAUAAACAUUAACCUCUGUUAAUCAACUAUUAACGAGAAUUUUUCCAGUCCAGAUUUGAUAUCUGCAGGCGCAAGACAUCGAGAGACACUACUAGCUAACAUCUAACGUCUUCUACUAUCCAGCCAUGGAUUCAUUGUCAACCAGUACAGCGUUUUCAAGGGUGUUAAUCGAGUUUCUCUUACUAAGCUGUCUUCUUCUUGGCUGGAUUUCCCACAUUGAUGGUGCAUCGGCGACCGAUGAGCAAAGGUUAUUGGAACGAUUGAUCAACGCGAGUGGUAGUGGCGUCCGGCCGAUUCUUGACCUGGCCCGUCCGACGAAUGUCACUCUAGACAUAACAUUCAACAGUAUUAUAGAUGUGGACGAGAAACAUCAAAUUUUGUCUUCAAGUGUUUGGAUUCGGCAGUCGUGGAUCGCUGAGACGUUAAGCUGGGAUCCUGCAGAGUACGGUGGUGUCAAUCAAAUAGUCGUGUCAUCCCAGUUACUAUGGCAACCAGAUACUGUCCUUUACAACAACAUCUUUGAAGAAUUCGACAGCCGCUUGGACACGACAGUCACGCGUGUGCGCGUUUACUCGAGCGGUUUCGUGUACUGGGCCAUGCCUUAUGUGUUCAAGACAAUGUGCAAGAUCGAUGUAACAGACUUCCCGUUCGAUUCCCAGAGAUGUCCCAUCACGUUUGGCGCGUGGCAGUACGACCAAAACGAAGUCAACCUUAUCAAUAACAAGAGGCUCGCCACAGUCGCGAGCACGCGUGUCGAGAAUGGGGAAUGGACGGUCGAGAAGGUCGCAAUUGAGCGCCGAGUAAUAUUCUAUCAGUGCUGCCCUAACCAGCCGUACCCCGAGAUCUCCUUUGUUAUCCACAUGCAGCGAAGAUCGCUAUUUUACGUGGUGAAUCUCGUGUUACCGAACUUUCUCAUCACAUUGCUGGCGUUUUUCUCGUUUUUCAUCCCCGUGGAAUGUGGCGAGAGAAUGUCGUUCGUUAUAACAGUCUUGUUGAGUAUGACCGUGUUUCUGUUACUUGUAGCAGAGAGUAUCCCGCCGACCUCAGAGGCAGUACCAGUCAUAGGAGUUUACUAUACGUUCUGUAUUGUCGAGGUGUUCCUUGCUUUAGUUGCGACCGGGAUCAGUUUUCGGAUCAACUACAGUUACAUGUUCGGUGACGGCCUAUCUCCAUGGCUCAAGACUCUGCUCUUUGAAAAGGUCGGUCCUCUGUUGCGCUUUGACGUAAAGAAAACCCUUCGUAAGGGGUACGUCGAAUACUUGGACACAAAAGCACGUGUUCCGUGUGACUGCUGCCUUGACUCCCCAGGGGGGGUUACCAGGGACGAAGAAAUGCAAAUGAUUUGUAAACACAACGCUGGAAAUGCCAAUCAAAAUGGUCCCGAUUCUGGCGGCUUACCCCACAAGGAGAUACCGGGGUUUGUGCUCAACGGCCAGCAGGCAGGAAAUGGUUCGGCAAAAUGCCGGGUGAUCACAACCCCGGUGGAGUCGGAGCUUAUCCGAGCUGUCAAAUGUCAUCAACAUAGUGACAGAAAGAGGACUGAGAGCAAAUUAGCGGCUGCAAUCGUCGACAGGGCUUUCCUCUGGGUUUUUAAUACCGUGUUCGUUAUUUGCACCGCUGCGAUCCUAGGAAGUCCGUCAAUCAAGUCAAAUCACUCCGAUGGGUGAUCUUGGCCCGACGAAAACAUUUAUUUGAGGAAUGAGAUCUUAUAUAGGGGCUCCGACUUUUAUGCAUCAUGUUUUACAGGAAAAAGAAAUUAAUUACAAAGUUUAGCCGUUUUUAGUUUUAGUAGUAAUAUAUAUUUUUUUUGCUUUGUGCUUUCCAAGCGUUUUUCCACAACUGCUUGCUUCUCGAAGAUGAUACAAAAUGGCAAAGAAUUAAAACAUGAGUUGAGAUAGGAAUAUGAAAUUUAUAUGAAAUAGUUUAGUUGUCAGUAAACGUUUCUGGUGAAUCUAUUUCAUUACUGGUCGUUUUACCCGGAAGGGAGAGGGGGGGGGGGGGGGGGGGGGUACAGUAUGAAUGGUUUUGCACCCUAGGUCUUAACCUUCAAUUCGGAUCUCCUGUGGUUGAACGCCUGGAGCGAGGCUUGGCUUGGGUAGUCAGUGCAUUUAUAAGCAUCCUUUUUAAGCUAUUUCUUGGUUAAAACACACUAAAAAGAACGUUAUGCAAGUAACAUAUCUAUGAAUUAUCAACAAAUGUUAAGAUACGUAUGUAAUCUUUAUUUACAAAUUGUCACUUUAACAAAUCUUGAUAUUGCUAAUUAAAGAUGUUAUGAAAUAUGAAAUAUUA
This is a messenger RNA of Nematostella vectensis (starlet sea anemone), 3457 nucleotides long. RefSeq names its product neuronal acetylcholine receptor subunit alpha-10. The transcript has 5 exons. Gene Ontology annotation, biological process: monoatomic ion transmembrane transport; chemical synaptic transmission; signal transduction. Bases 1294 to 2835 code for a protein of 513 amino acids. Lineage: Eukaryota; Metazoa; Cnidaria; Anthozoa; Actiniaria; Edwardsiidae. Gene Ontology annotation, cellular component: synapse; neuron projection; postsynaptic membrane. The record is from RefSeq and is a predicted model, not a curated record. Gene Ontology annotation, molecular function: transmembrane signaling receptor activity; acetylcholine-gated monoatomic cation-selective channel activity.